Microthlaspi erraticum is the source of this 636-nucleotide messenger RNA. NCBI's taxonomy places the organism in Eukaryota, Viridiplantae, Streptophyta, Magnoliopsida, Brassicales, Brassicaceae. The record is from the annotation of a GenBank genome assembly.
AUGGGAGGUUGCUGUUGUUGUUCUUCUUCUUCACGAAGAGCUGAUGUAGAUAAUGGACCUGCCUACUAUUACUAUCCGAGGGCAACAGAAGAGCGUGUGCCAUUAUCGUCAGCUCAUAACAGGACUUCCUCUGCAAUCUCAUCAGGUGUUGUGGUAGUAGACACAAACUUAGAGACAUCAUCUCCUGACGCUUACAUACCACCGCCACCGCCUAUUCCUUUCGAUGUGCCUAUUGGGAUCCCUCAGACACCAGGAGGAAACGGUGAAGAGACUGCUUGCGUUGAUAUAAGAGAGGUUUCAGUAGAAACAGCCGCUAAUACUGAGCCUGCUCAAGAAACAGUCGACGGCAUCACUCUCGGGGUUCCAACUACAUGCUCGUAUAAAGAAACAGACGGCAAAAUCGAUCUUGAAUCUACUGAAGAGAUAGACCCGAAGCUAACAAAAGACGUCUUUGUACCGAUAGAGGAAGAGGAAGACUGUCCCAUAUGUCUUGAAGAAUACGAUACCGAGAACCCGAAACUUGUAGCCAAAUGUGAUCACCAUUUUCACCUCGCUUGCAUUCUAGAAUGGAUGGAGAGAAGUGAAACCUGCCCCGUCUGCAACAAGGAAAUGGUGUUCGACUCUCCUCUUGACUAA